Molecule: messenger RNA, 2811 nt
Organism: Tilletiopsis washingtonensis
Lineage: Eukaryota; Fungi; Basidiomycota; Exobasidiomycetes; Entylomatales
Exons: 1
Coding region: 284-2527 (747 amino acids)
Source: RefSeq, a predicted model, not a curated record
CGCUCAGGACGCCGACGGAAUCUAAUCGCGCUCUUCCGUCAUUCAUUCCGUUGUUCCGCUCGCCUUUCAUUGCCCAUGAUCCCGGGCGCACACGUGCUCGCCUCGAGGGCCGUGUGCAGCCUCUGGCGCGCCGUGCGUCGCUAUGCCAAGCCACUCCACGCACACCACACACACACACAUCUCUCCCACCACAUCCCUCUGUACACAAAACCCUCGCAGCACUGAGAGGGGGCCUUGAUGCCGAAUACGCAGUCACUCGCAGAUCCGGACGUCGUGCUGAUCUAUGGUUGCGCCGGAUACGGGACAGGAGGUAUGUGCACGGCGACAAGCGAUCGGAAGCGGGGACUGGAGCAAUGGUAGAGCAGAGGUGCAGGCAGAAUGUGGCCGCUGCAUCUACUUCUUCGCCGCCGGCUUGUCCUUGGCGUCGCCGGUGAGCCACUUGUGCCCGUGGCCCAUGACGAGGUCCGAGCCCAUCGUCACGAGCUUCGUGGCGCCGCUCGCGUCGGCCGCCUGCUUGGCGCGCUCCGUCCAGUGCGGCUUUGUCACGCUCUCGGCGCCGACGACCUUCAUGGGCGCCGACGAGGAGGCAGCAGCGCUCUCGCUGCCAGCGGCAGGCGUGAUGGUCUUCUGCUCGGUCGGCAGCGGCGGUGCCGGCGAGCUGCGACCCGAGGCCUGCGGCGAGGGCUGCUUGGACGCGGCUGGCGAGUUCUUGUACGGCGUUGCGAUGCUCGGCGCGCCCGACGUGCUGGCGUCCGAAGGCGCAAGGUGGCCCAUCUUUGCCGUCUCGCUCUUGACGUACGGCACCUGCUGGUCGGCAUGCUCAAAGAGCCAGCGGAUCGCCGCCUCGAUGGUGCCCUCGCGCUCGGCACGCGCCACCUCGGCGGCCUCUGACGAGCCGACGGCCUCGGACGGGCGCGCGUCUGGGGUGCCGACGGCCUGCAGCGCCGCGCUGACCUGCUCGGCGCUGAAGCCCAUGUCCGUGAGCACGGCCUCGACGCUCGGCGGGUGCUGCGGGUCGUCGUCCGGCGGCGGCAUCGGACUGGCGGCGACCGCGGCGCGUUCGUCGGCAGACAGCGGUGUCUCGUCGUCGCUCAUCGACUGGCGCAGCUCGCGCACAUCCUUUGGCAGCGGCGGCGACGUCGCCGCGGGCGUCGAGCUGCCGGCGAGCGAUGCGCGCGACACGGACGCCGAGAGGGCGCCCAUCUGCUCGGCGCGGUCGGCGCGAGCCUUGCGCAUGCGCGCGUACAGCGACUCGCCCGACUGGUUGCGCCGCAUCUCGGGCACCUCCGGCGGCGCGCCGGCCUUGUGGAAGUCCGGACCCGGCGGGAACGGCGAAGACGUGCGCGAGACGGGCGACGAGACGUCGGAGGAGCGCGGGCUGAGCGGCGGCGACACCACGCGGUCAGCCGAGACCUUGCUGUGCAGCGAGGCCGGGCGGUGCGACGCCGUCUCGCUGGUCUCGUCUGCCGAAGCGCCCGUGGCGGCAGCUGCUGCCUCCUUGUUCUUGCCCUUGCCGCUCGCGCGGCCGAAGCUGAGCCACUUCUUGAGCCCCUCGCCGGCGGAGUGCGUGUCAUCGCCGAGCUCAUUGCCGCCCGACGCGAGCUCGCCGUCCUUGACCUCCGGCUCGUCGGCGACGACCUCGAACGGCUGCAGCGUAUCCGUCUCGAUGACGAGCACGCCGUCGAGCUCGGUUGCGCGCGGUCCGCCGCGGAUGCGCAGCGUGCGGUCGCGCGACAUGUACCAGCCCGGCGAGCUGUGCGCCAGAGGAGUGAGCAGAGGGGAACAUGGGAGGACGUGCUGGAACGCACCUGACGACGCUGCCCUCGAGCAGGUUCUUAAGUGUCUUCUUGGCUUCCUUCACGCGCUUGUUCUCGUUCCAGUCAAGCAGGCCGCCGAGGAUGCCCUUGGCGCUGCCAUCGCCCACCUUGCUCGUCACCUCGGUGUGGCCCUGCGGCGCCUCGCCGGCCUCGCCCUUGCCCGCCAGCGCCUUGCCGGCGAGCGCGCCGCCGCCGAUGCCGAGCACCUGGCCGAUCUGCACCACACGCUGGCCCUUGCGUGCGUACUUGUACAGCCGCCGCGCCGUGGGCGCCUGAGCCGCCGCCGUUGCGCCGACGCGCGCCGAGAUGGCCGCCACGGCCGCCGACAUGCCGCCCGCCGCCGACGCCGCGCCGGCGACGUAGAUGGCGCCAGCGCCGAGCGAGAGCGCCGUCAGCGUCACGGCCACCGGCGCAGCGAAGGUGUCGAUCUUGGUGUAGCCGUUGCCGUCGCCGCGGUCGACUGCGGCGGUAGGUCAGCCACUGCUGCGCCAGUGUAUGAUGCGCUGUCGCAAUGCUCCUGCUGCCAGAGCAGGACAGCGCUGCAGAUGUAUGCCGCAUCUCCUUGCUUGGCCCUUCCAUCUGCACGCUCAUCCACGCCGCAUCUCCCUCCCCCAGCCCGCUGCGCGCACUCACCGCGGGCCUCGACUGUGAACCAGACGCGGCCGCAGUUGAGCUGCGCGCUCUCGCCGGCGCGCACGCUGUUGGCAUAGUGCAGCGGCGAGAUGUGGCGCAGCGAGAGGUGCAGCGGCAGCUGUGUCUCGUUGACGAGCGUGAUGCCUGUGUGGCCGGGUGAGUGUGUGCGCAGCGUGAGCGGCGAGUGGGCGACGCACGCGGCAUGCUGGGCGGUGCGUGGAGGUCUUGCGACGCAGCUGCGCUGGAGACAAGACGGCGAACGUGCGGCCUGCAAAGGGCAGAGACAGGAGCGAGCUUGACGGCGGUGCGAGGCGUGGACAGGAAGGAAGCGCGAGGCGGCGUGGAGUGGAGGAGAUGGCCG